This is a messenger RNA of Cinara cedri, 568 nucleotides long. NCBI's taxonomy places the organism in Eukaryota, Metazoa, Arthropoda, Insecta, Hemiptera, Aphididae. The record is from the annotation of a GenBank genome assembly.
AUGGUUAUAACUUAUACAAUAAUUUGUAUUUAUUUUUAUUUGUGAGUGUACGCGUGUAUAAAAUAUACAUAAGUCUAGUAUACGUAUUAUUUCCGCCCGCACUCAACAAUAUCUAAUUGCUGUCGACGAUGUCUGGGAAAAUAGUCAUACUGCUGUUGUUCGGCGCUCAGGUGACCACGAUCACCGCGAUCGUGACCUACGCGACUCCGCUGUUACAACAGAGGGCCGGUUCGUCGACCGUAAAGACGCUCUACCACCAGGAUUUAGCAAAUUUCCGAGGUUCGCCCAUUACGCGUCGAGUGCCAUGUGCUCCACGCACCGGGACGAGCUUCGAUGUGCUGAUUCGCAUAUACUGCACAAAACGGACGCGGUCUCCUCGGCCGCCGUGCACGACAAAAUGCACGGAAACUUCUCGACCGCUUUACACCACACGCUGCAUAGAGACUUCUCGGCCGCCGUGUACGACAAAAUGUACGGAGACUUCUCGACCGCUCUACACCACACGCCGCAUAGAGACUACUGGGCGGCCAUGCACGACGAAAUGUAUAGAGAGUACAAAUGUCAAUGA